Molecule: messenger RNA, 375 nt
Organism: Lactuca saligna
Lineage: Eukaryota; Viridiplantae; Streptophyta; Magnoliopsida; Asterales; Asteraceae
Source: the annotation of a GenBank genome assembly
AUGGCAGACCUUCCCGGAAUCGUCCCCUCUACCACUGAGUAUCGUCGCCUGGAGGCCACCUAUGGCUUAUCUUCUUUGGAAGGUGUAGAGUUUCCUGCACCUGGUUCUAGUAUUUCCUCCCUUCCUCCCGGCAAGAUUGGGGUUUUCUUGAAAACCCUAGACGCUAGAAUCUAUUUCCUGUUGACCGAUUUUCAGGAGGAGGUCCUCCAGAAAGAUGGUGUCAGUCUUCAAAUGUUGACUCCCAAUGCGGUUAACAAGGUGGUUGCGUUUGAAAUGAUCUGCAGAGCCAAUGGGUAUCUUCCGGAUUAUUUCGUCUUCAAGUUAUUCUUUCGAUUCUGUGUUACCGGAGACAAAUACAUCUUCUCGGUCCGGUGA